Lolium perenne is the source of this 648-nucleotide messenger RNA. The record is from RefSeq and is a predicted model, not a curated record. Lineage: Eukaryota; Viridiplantae; Streptophyta; Magnoliopsida; Poales; Poaceae.
AUGGACGUUUCAGAUUUGAGUGCAAGUUCAAUGGAGUACGAAAGCGGAAAUACAGAUGAAGAGGAAUUCAAUAUUUCGUCUGCCAACUAUAAUGCACCUCCUGAAGAUGAACAAAGUUGUGGAGACGAUGAUGUCGACGAAAGUAUGGAUGCAGAUGGUGUUGAUGUAGAAGAUGAUAAUGUAGAGCAAGAAGAAGAUGUUGACACUGAUAAUAUUCAGAGUGAUGUUGUGGAGGAGCCAACUGAUGACGAGAGAUUGGACUGUGGUUUUGUUGAUGAGGUCUUAGUUGGCGAUAAUUCUUCUUACGACUAUUACGGUGAUUCAGACUUGGAGACUAUAGAAGAACCUGUUAGAAGAAGACAUGUAAGAUUUAUGAAUUUAUUCGUUGUGAAUUCAGUUGGUAAGAAAAAGAAUGGAUCAGAGGAUGAAGAUGAGAGUGAUACAGAAGAUAAGAGAAAGUUUUACUGGGAAGUAAUGGAGAAGACCUUUGUGUCUGAGGCAGCUGCUUAUACUUUUUAUAAUGGAUAUGCUCGACAAGAGGGAUUCAGUGUAAGAAAGUUCAAGUUCAAAGAGACUAAGGGUGCUAACAAAAUAGUUCGCAGAAGGCGGCAUGUUGCGCAUAUGUUUGGAGGUCAGGAUGAUGAAUGA